This is a messenger RNA of Rhinichthys klamathensis goyatoka, 636 nucleotides long. Its product is annotated as histone H1-like. Lineage: Eukaryota; Metazoa; Chordata; Actinopteri; Cypriniformes; Leuciscidae. Bases 38 to 541 code for a protein of 167 amino acids. Gene Ontology annotation, cellular component: nucleosome. Gene Ontology annotation, molecular function: DNA binding; structural constituent of chromatin. The record is from RefSeq and is a predicted model, not a curated record. Gene Ontology annotation, biological process: nucleosome assembly. The transcript has 3 exons.
UUCCAGCUGAUGUUCCAGCUCAAAUAAACUGUCAGUCAUGUCAGCUGCCACAGCAGCCUCAUCUGCUACUAAAACGCCAAAAAGAAGGUCCAAGGCCAAGAAGUCAGGACUCAGUGUGUCUGAUUUUAUCCUCAAGGUCUUGUCAUCUUCAGAGGAGCGUGGUGGUGGUGUCUCUCUGGUCGCUCUGAAGAAAGCGCUUAUCGGCAAUGGUUAUGAUGUGGUAAGAAACAACUCGCGCAUUAAGCUGGCAGUUAAGCGACUGGUGGCCAGCGGUCGCCUGAUUCAGACCAAAGGCACUGGAGCAUCUGGAUCAUUUAGGAUCGGCUCGAAAGCUGUUACAAAGCCAAAGAAGGCAAAGGCGAAGAGGGCAAAGAGAAAGAUGGUCAAGAAACCUGCCGGGACAAAGAAAUCCCCUAAGAAGAGAAGGAGAAAUGUCGGAAGUCCUGAAAAGGCCAGCGAGACAGCUGCGGUCAAGAAGACCACAAGACCCAAGAGAGCCAAACGAAGAGCUUCCAAAUCAAGCAAAGCAAAAACUGCCUAGAAAUAAUUGAUACCAUGAUAAUGGCUAUUGUUCUUACUUUUUAAGGGAUGUUGCACCCUUUGUAAAAAAAAUAAAACAAUUCUUAAUUAAUGAAA